AUGGAACCGAUGGACGUCGACUGGGAUGCCGCUCAGGAAGCACGCCGUGAGCCAAUGCAGAUCGGCUGCAUUGGCAGCUUUAAGUACGACGCGACCAAAUCCGACACCGACGCUAUCCUUUCCCCGUGCACGGCCAUUAUCAACGUCGUCGGCCUUCUUUCCCCACACGGAUAUGGCCCAAUAGCAGAUGCAGCAAAUGAGGGCUUUCCAGCCGCCACGCAAGAUUGUAUCUCUGGAGGCACAGUGUUGAACCUGUUUGAACAGAACAUCUUUCAGCUCGACCUUAGAAACACGCAGGGGUACAAUCCACCUGGACCUCUGUAA
Messenger RNA from Postia placenta MAD-698-R-SB12, 324 nucleotides. RefSeq lists its product as hypothetical. Lineage: Eukaryota; Fungi; Basidiomycota; Agaricomycetes; Polyporales; Adustoporiaceae. The coding region runs from base 1 to 324 and encodes 107 amino acids. The transcript has 3 exons. The record is from RefSeq and is a predicted model, not a curated record.